Cercocebus atys (sooty mangabey) is the source of this 3702-nucleotide messenger RNA. It is a transcript of the gene GRAMD2B, whose product is annotated as GRAM domain containing 3. Bases 1261 to 2508 code for a protein of 415 amino acids. The record is from RefSeq and is a predicted model, not a curated record. The transcript has 15 exons. Lineage: Eukaryota; Metazoa; Chordata; Mammalia; Primates; Cercopithecidae.
UGGGCAACAAGAGUGAAACUCCAUCUCAAAAAAAAAAAAAAAAGUAGCAACCAUUUGUGGGAGUUAUUAGUUAGAUACCCUUGUCAGAUAUACUGGCCUUGAUUCUGACACUACAAUAGUACUCCUCGCCUAGGCUGCAAUUUUCAUAUGCUGUGAAAAGUGGUUAGCAAAGCAACCAGACAGCUUAAGUUAUCCAUUGACAUUUCCUGCCUGCAUAGUCAUAUCCAGGUAAGAAUACCAAAUAGGUGGUAAAUGAAAAUGAAGAUUAGCUAAUCUCUCAUAGCAAUGCCAUCUUAACGUGUCUUUCUUUACGCUCAGUCUCCGUGGAGUCCUCACAUCCUUAGAAGUAUCGUUUGUGUUUUACUGAGCUGACACACCAAAGAAGUUCUGAUCCACAAAAAACAUUUUGUAUUUUUCCUUCAACAUCCCUUCCUUUCCCACUUUCCCAUUGGAAAUGGUUUCCCCUGCUUCCCAAGAGAUCUUCACCGGCCGACUGAGGGAGCCCACUUCUGCAUCCCCCAUGUUGGUUGUCCUCUGUUUGUUGGUUCUAUGCACAAACCCUCUUGACUCACCUUCCCCUCUACUCCCCUCCACCUUCUCUUUUACCAAGGUCAGACCUAGUUUUUCCAAAGCCUAUUGAUCAUGACUGUAGGUCAACAGUAUCCUAGACCCCGUGGUUAGGACAAAGAUGAGUAAGAUUCCCACCCCACCCUGGAGCUCUCACACUGAAGAGUUAGUUAUGGGGAUAAAUGGAUGAGUAGGUGGUUGGGGGGAUGGAUGGAGAGAGAGAACACAAAGGCUUUGCAGACAGACAUACUGAGUUUGAAUCUCAAAUAAGACAGAUGCUAGCUCUCUGAACUUAGGCAAGAUAGCAAGAGCCUCAGAUUCCUCAUCUAUAAAAUGGGGGUAGUAAUUCCUACCUAGUCUGGGUGGUUGUAAAGAUCAGAGACUGUAAAUUGCUUAGGGAACUGCUUGGUUAAGCAACAUGUAAGUGACAUAAGAGAAGUGCAAACAAAAGGGGUGGGGGUUCCCAGAGGGAAGGCUCACACCUGCAGGAGGCCACACAUGAGCGUGUGUGCGUGUGCACGUGUGCAGGGCCCUCCCAGCCUCCAGGUGAUCUGACUUCCCCAGCACAGCCUAUGCAGAGCAGCAGAGCUGGGCAGCACAGACUAUGCAGAACAGAGCUGGGCAACGCAGACCUGGGAGCCAGCAAGUCCACACAGUCUGGCAUUUACAAGUGAAACAGCUCAGAGGCUGAGAAUGGUGUGGAGGAGAAAAAGAAAGCCUGCAGGUCGCCAACAGCCCAAUCCCCUACCCCAUCUGUGGAGGCCGACUCCCCAGACCAGAAGAAAAUCAUUAGCCUACGCCCAUGUCUUCUCUCCAAAUCUAUGCUUCAUUCAGGACCAAGAGUCAAAAUCCAGUUUUGAUGGUGCCUCUUUAGCAAGUGAUAAGAACGACUGUAAAACAGAAAGCAAAAAUGACCCUAAGACUGAAAGAAAAAAGUCUUCAUCUUCCGGCCAGUACAAGGCCAAUAUGCACUUUCACAAGUUGUUUCUUAGUGUCCCAACGGAGGAACCACUGAAGCAAAGCUUUACCUGUGCUCUACAGAAAGAAAUACUAUACCAAGGAAAGCUCUUUGUAUCAGAAAACUGGAUUUGUUUUCAUUCCAAGGUCUUUGGAAAAGACACAAAGAUCUCUAUUCCAGCUUUCUCAGUAACCCUAAUAAAGAAAACCAAAACUGCUCUUCUAGUGCCAAACGCCCUGAUCAUAGCAACGGUCACAGACAGGUACAUAUUUGUCUCCUUACUCUCCAGAGAUUCAACUUACAAACUACUAAAAUCUGUGUGUGGACACUUAGAAAAUACAAGUGUUGGUAACAGUCCCAAUCCAUCUUCUGCUGAAAACAGUUUCCGAGCAGACCGCCCGUCAUCUCUGCCUCUGGAUUUCAAUGAUGAAUUCUCAGAUCUGGAUGGAGUGGUUCAACAAAGAAGGCAAGACAUGGAAGGAUACAGCAGUUCUGGUUCUCAAACUCCUGAAUCUGAGAACUCUCGAGUAGAUUUCCAUGUGACAGAAUCCCAAACAGUUCUGAAUGUCUCCAAGGGAGAAGCAAAGCCAACUCGGGCAGAUGCCCAUGUGAACAGAGUACCUGAAGGAAAAGCCAAGAGUCUCCCUGCACAGGGUCUGUCAGAAACUGUUGGAAUCUUACAUAAAGUCAAGUCUCAGAAAUGUCCAAUGCUUCACCAUAUUCUUAUAUUCUAUGCAAUUGUUGUCUGUGCACUAAUCAUCUCGACCUUCUAUAUGAGAUACAGAAUUAAUACUCUGGAGGAGCAGCUGGGGUUACUAACCUCCAUUGUGGACACCCAUAAUACUGAACAGGCAGCACCAUCUGGCCUGGGAUCACAAGUACAAUUCAAUGUGGAAGUUCUCUGUCAAGAGCUUACAGCUAACAUAGUGAAAUUAGAAAAGAUACAAAAUAACUUACAGAAGCUGCUUGAGAAUGGUGACUGAUCGACCAGAUUGAUUGGACCUUCGGAAUACCUCAUGUUUCCCUUUGAAGAAGGUGCUUCCCGGGGCGUUUUGUUUGAGUGCGCCCUGCUGGUCAGAGGCGCAAACAGAUGAGAAUCCAGACAUUGCAUGUGGCGGUCUCCAGCUCAGGAAAGUGGGGAGGGAAAUAAUUUUGGUUCUUGUGCAAUAAAAGUUGACCUUGAGUCUCUGAGGAAGAUUUUGCUGCUGCUGCCUGAAGAAAACAGACCCAUCUCUGGUGGUCUCAGGAAGGGCCCAGCGGACACACUCUCUUGAAUAAUUACCAUAAUGGCAUCAGCAAACACUCCACCCUGUGCCUUGUUCAUCCUUCCCGCCCUCCUGCCUCUCCCUUACACCCCUCUUAACGACUUUCAAACUAAAGGAUACAUCUUAUACGGACGAACUCAAUGUGGUCCUUUCAAGAAUUAGCCACAAGUCUGAAAAAGGCAAUAAAUGGCUCUAAGUGGACAGGUUUGCUUCAAACAAGUAACAUCUACAUUUUGUCUUUUUUUUUUUUUUUUUUUUUUAGUCCUCCUGUUAUGUUCUGGUUUAAAUCACCUGUGUAUCUUAAUUUCUCAAUUCCUUUUUGGCAAGAAUAUCAAGCAAGGUGGAUUUAACAUUCCGUUUAUGUUUUGUUUUGUUGCUGUAACUAAUAGUUAAUUGGACUGGUCAAGAAUCUGUGAGGCAUGUGACUGAAGUACUAAAUUAAACUUAUGUUGAAACCAAACCUAAUUUUUAAGCCAAAAGGUAUAUAGUGAUUUAAUACAGGAUGAAAAACACUGAAUUUUUAAGACUGUAGGUGGACCAUGAUAGUAGUUUUGAAACAGGAUGUCUGUAUUCAGCAUUCAAUAAUGCUAAAAUCCAUUUCAGCAUGAAAUUUGUAUGUUUUUAUCUUUUGCUGACUAAAAUAAAAUAACUGGUGGUAUGCUAUUUACCAUAUGGGUUGGCUGGUUUUUAUUAAUAAUUGUUUAGGGUAUCAUAAGAUCUGUAAGUAUAAAGGAUAUUCUGUUUCUAUCCACAAUGCAUUUGAUAAUCAUUUCUAUGAAAUGUAUUUUAUUUAAUCAGAUAAGCUAAUAAGUGAAUUGGUUACAUCGUUUGUAUCUGUUAGCCUAGUGGACAGCUGUGCCUGGUGCACCUCUGGCUUUUAAUAAAUACUCAUUGGUUGAAACGCCCUGCUAA